AUGGACCUCUCUCUGUCUCUGUCUCUUCUCUCUUUCCUGCUGCAUCUGUUCUGCGUACGUGGGGACCCGGACCCGGCCGUGGACGUGGAUGUGGAGGUGGACCGCUACUCGAUGCCCACGCGUUGCCCCAGAGAAGUCCAAGGGGAGGACUUUGUGCGGUACCACUUCAACGGGACCCUGAGAGCGGACGGGAGCAAGUUUGACUCCAGUCAUGACCGAGGCGCCGCCGUCGUGUCCCAGGUCGGAUCGGGGCGACUGCUGACCGGGAUCGACCGCGGGCUCCACGGAAUGUGUGUCAACGAGCACCGCAAGAUCUACGUCCCGCCACAUCUGGCCUUCGGGACCGUCGGAGCAGGCGGUGUCAUUCCUCCCAACGCCACUCUGGUUUAUGACGUGCUGCUUCUGGACGUAUGGAACGCAGACGAUAAAGUCCAAAUCCGCACUUUGCACAAACCCGAGAGCUGCGUUCGAGCCGCGGCCGCUUCAGACUUUGUGCGCUACCAUUACAACGGGACGCUGCUGACGGGACAGGUCUUCGAUUCAAGUUACUCUAGGAAUGCGACCUAUGACACGUACCUGGGACAGGGCGACCUCAUCCCUGGUGUGGAGGAGGGUCUGCUGGGCAUGUGUGUGGGGGAGUGGAGGGUCCUCAUCGUGCCCCCCUUUCUGGGAUAUGGAGUGAAUGGUUCAGGACUGGUGCCGCCUCAGGCCACGCUGCUGUACGAGGUGCUCAUGAUCGACGUGUUCAACUCCAAAGACAACGUCACCGCCACCGUGAAGGAGGCGCCAGAGUCCUGCAGCAGAAGGUCCAAAACCGGAGACUUCAUCCGCUACCACUACAACGGCACAUUUCAGGACGGGACCCCCUUUGACUCCAGUUAUAAGAGAAAUAGCACUUACAACACGUACAUUGGGAUGGGAUACGUGAUCAAAGGCAUGGACCAGGCCCUGCAGGGUCUGUGCAUCGGGGAGAAAAGGCGAGUCGUCAUCCCUCCACAUUUGGCCUAUGGAGAGAGAGGAGUGGAAAACCUCAUUCCCAGUUGGGCCGUGCUGGUUUUUGACAUCCACGUGAUUGACUUCCACCACCCCAAAGACCCGGUGCAGAUCCGGAGCGCGCUGAAGCCUCCGCGCUGUGGAGAGACCAGCGAGGCCAACGACUGGGUCCAGUACAACUACAACUGCUCCCUGAUGGACGGGACGCUGCUGUACUCCUCAGACCAGUUUGAUUCUCCUUCGGUGGCGACUUUGGGGGUGAAUGCGGUGAUCGCGGGGCUGGAGACUGGUCUGAGGGGGAUGUGUGUGGGAGAGAAGAGAGAAGUGCUCGUCCCGCCACACUGGGCCCACGGGGAAGACGGAGCGGCGGGAGUCCCGGCCAGUGCUGUGCUGCUGUUUGAGCUGGAGCUGGUGGAUCUGCAGAAGGGAGUUCCAGACGGCUUCAUGUUCGUGUGGCUCCAGGACGAUGGACCGGAGCCUCUUUUCCCGGCCAUGGACCUCAACGGGGACAAACAAGUGCCUUUAGAGGAGUUUUCAGAGUUCAUCAAGCUCCAAGUUCGCGAGGGCAAAGGCCGACUACGACCAGGAGUGGAUCAAGAAAGUAUCAUUAAAGACAUGUUUUAUAACCAGGACAGCAAUGGAGACGGAAGAAUCAUAGAAGACGAAGUCCAACUCAAAGACGAUACGGUGCCACAGAGGGACGAGUUUUAA
Messenger RNA from Knipowitschia caucasica, 1704 nucleotides. The record is from the annotation of a GenBank genome assembly. NCBI's taxonomy places the organism in Eukaryota, Metazoa, Chordata, Actinopteri, Gobiiformes, Gobiidae.